Messenger RNA from Passer domesticus (house sparrow), 1328 nucleotides. RefSeq lists its product as uncharacterized. The transcript has 2 exons. Gene Ontology annotation, molecular function: DNA binding. The record is from RefSeq and is a predicted model, not a curated record. Gene Ontology annotation, biological process: DNA integration; DNA recombination. Bases 29 to 1060 code for a protein of 343 amino acids. NCBI's taxonomy places the organism in Eukaryota, Metazoa, Chordata, Aves, Passeriformes, Passeridae.
CGCUCCUGCCGCCACGGUGUUCUGGGACAUGCUGGCUCUGCUGGCCCGGGAGCCGGGUAUGGAGUGGCUGGAGCAGAGCCUCGCUGGGCACAGAUUCCCGUCCCCUCCUGGCAGCCGGGAAGCGCCGCAGAGCGGAAGCGAGAUCAGCUGUCAUCAGAAGCAUUCCUUGGGACCUUGUCCUCUGAAGACGCUGUCGUUGCUGGAGCACUCAGGGGAUAGUAGGCUUUGGCAAGCCUACCUCGAAGGACUGAAGAAGUUCCUUGCCUUCAGGGAAAGCUUGGGAAUGCCUGCAGUCUGGCCAAUUCCAGUGGAGCAAAUUAGAGGGUUUUUGACUGUGGAAUGUAAUUAUUCCCCCUUGAAGACACUCAAAUACAUGGCAGCACUUUCUUUUUUAUCAAAAUUGACCGGUAACUCUGAUCCUCUGGAAGAUCCUGUAACCUGUUGCAUAGUGACAGGGUUGAAACAUCGAGCGGGUAUCCUGAGGGAUAAAUACUUGCCUGUAACAAUUGAGAUGUUGCGAUCUCUCUUAGGAGUUCUGGAAUCUGCAUGCAUGACUCACUACGAAUGCUUACUGUUUCGUGCAUUAUUUACUGUAGCUUUUUUUGGGGCACUUCGAAUAGGUGAGAUGGUGGCAAAGCACCGUAAUGUACUGCAGCCUGAGCUGCUGCACCUGAGUGAUCUCCAGCUGAUGGAGAGGAGAGUGCUGCUUUUUCUGCCUUAUUCUCCGGUGGAUCAGGAGAGACAUGUCAUCAGCCUGGCGCUGUCUGGAGAGCCCUGGGUGUGCCCUGUUCUGGCCCUCCGCAACUAUUUGGCAGCUCGUCCACGGCAGGAAGGGCCGCUCUUCGUGCACUCGGACUUGAGGAGUGUAACGAAGAGGGAGUUCCUGGCGGUCCUCCGGCGUGCCCUGUGCCUGCUGGGGCUGUCUCCGGAGCAGUACGGCGUGCACUCCUUCUGGCUGGGGACUGCUGUCACCGCUGCGCGCUGCGGCUGUCCUCGGGAAGAUAUCACUCGCCUGGCAAGAUGGCCCUGUGUGAUCCCAGGAAGGUUCUUGCCAGGGUGACCAAAGGAGAAUAGAAGCUAAGCAAUCAUCUUGUUUAUGUAGAGACAAAUUUAGCUGUAUAGUUUCUAGCUUUCGACUGGAAUUUAGUAUUAGCACCCGAAAUUAAUUUUCUGCCUCACAGUGGGGUGGUCCUAAAUUCACCCAGAACUUGUUUGUUCUGUCUGUAUUUGAAGGUCGGGGGAAUGUCAAACCUUUGUGCAUAGACUGCAUUUUUACCUUGUAUAAUAUCUUUAUCUUGAGAUAAUAAAUAUUGCCUUUUUAAAACCCA